AUGCUUUUCUUCAAAGUUGCCAUCGCUGCUGUUUCAGCUGCCACAAUCUCCGCCAGCCUUGUCUAAGUUGACCAAGCUAUCACUCGUGACGUCUUACAACGACGAUUUGCAGAGUUCACUCCGAUCAUCGAAAAGAGAUUCUCAAAACCCCUCAAAACUCGUAACUCUUCUCCUGGACCUGGUCCUACUUCUCCUGGAUCUGGACUCCCCCCCACAGAAGCGCCCCCAACCUGCAACCCAUGUGAACAAGGAGGCGGUUGUUGUUGA
Melampsora larici-populina 98AG31 is the source of this 267-nucleotide messenger RNA. The record is from the annotation of a RefSeq genome assembly. Lineage: Eukaryota; Fungi; Basidiomycota; Pucciniomycetes; Pucciniales; Melampsoraceae.